Messenger RNA from Dendronephthya gigantea, 1018 nucleotides. RefSeq lists its product as uncharacterized. The transcript is spliced from 5 exons. Bases 14 to 445 code for a protein of 143 amino acids. Lineage: Eukaryota; Metazoa; Cnidaria; Anthozoa; Malacalcyonacea; Nephtheidae. The record is from RefSeq and is a predicted model, not a curated record.
GGAACGUCUUCAAAUGACAAGCCUUAAACACAAGCCAAGUAUAAGACAAAUUUUGGGAGAGUACGAUCAACUUUCACAUAACCGGCCAGCUGACAACACCUGGACUGACGAAGAUUUUAAGAAAUUAGUUCAAAGUUUGCGAGAAGAUGCACCAGUGUUUUUAAAGAUGAUUAAUGAAGUGAAGAAAAAAUUGAAUAUGUUGGAAGAUAAGACUACAAAUCAAGGCGUACAAUACAAAGCUUUAAUACGUGAUCUGUCUCGAGUUCUUCGUCUGCUCAACACCAAACCAAUGAGGCUACAAAUGCCAGUGGAUGGAGUACCAUUAUUGCUUUGGGCUGAAAAUGCUCUGAAACGAUUUGAGAAAUCAGAUUUGCAAAAUCCGAAGAUAACGAAUGAAAUUGGGGAAACAUCUGCAGAGAUGCGAUUGAAAGACGCAGUUUUGUAAACGAAGAAUUUCCAAAUCAGGUUUGAAGAAGGCUCUGAAGUUAAGUCGCAGUUCAGUGAAAAUACUCAGCCUUUGACAGUAUUUAUGAUCAAAAUUUGCUAUGUUUAGUUUAGUUUAUAAUGACUCGGCUAUAAAUGGACUAGAGUUGCACAGAAUUAAACGCCUCCUUAAUCAGGAACAGUUGUCUCAAACCACGCUUACAAACCGGGUAUUUGCCGGGGAUAGUUUUGCUAAAAUUUUACACAUUGAUAUGCCCGGCGGAUGUACGUUAAUGAUAUCUGAAAAGCAUGCAAGCGACUUACGUCAUAAAGGCAUCAUCAGACUUGUUAUUAAGUUGAAGCGUGGUUGAAGUAAAUAAAGUAACAGCAAUAUCCCAAAAGGAAAAGGAAAAAAACAACAUAAGCAAUUACGUCAUUUGACGUCACUACUUAUUAAUCCGGGUGCUUUUAAUAACUGAUUUCCCGGUAUUCAAGAGAGAAUAAUUAUGAUAUAAUAAUCGGAAAGCGUUUUUCCCUCAAAGCAGCUGAUAAUCAAUACGAGUUCUGAAGCUUGUUCUUAAUUAUUAAUGUAACU